GGACGUUGUGCUAACGUACAUUAACUUCAUGCACACUUGAGAAAUGCCAGCAGCACCUGACAUCACUCAACAGUUGUUUCAUUUUUGCAUUGUAAACUUAAUGCGCUUGAGAGAUUAUUAUUAUUUUUUUUAAUGCAAAUGUUAUUUAUCCCCUCCAGUUUUAUUAAUCUGAUAAGAUCUCAUUAUAAUUUGGAACCAAUACCGAAGGAUAACAAUAAUGCUCUAAGAAUAAUAAUAAUAAUAAUAAUAAUAAAAAUAAAUAAAAAAAAACACUAGAUCAACUUAAAUUCAAUUUCUUCCUCCAAUCUUUGUCAGAACACUACUUGUAGGCUAUUGGAAUAACGUUUUGCAUUUAAGGCAGUUAAAGGGAAGCACAUGUGGAACUAUAGGAGUUUUACAAUCCUGAAAGAUUUUCCUUUAAUUCCUUUAUAUGUCAUACAGUGGCAUUUAAUUAUAUUGAUGAUCAUAAUAGUUCUAUUGCAAACUUUGUGUUCUUAAAGAUCUAGUUUUUGUUUUAUGUUGUAAUCCCCCUGAUAGCACAUGUACAUCACCCAGACGUCUAUUUGACAUAUUUUUAGGUUGUUUGCAUCUGCAACUCAGUAAGACAUUCAGCAGAUGUCUUAGAGACGUUUAUAAUUAAGAAUGUAUGUAAAUAUGAUCUUUAUAAGAUGUUUAGCAGAUGUUGAUUAGAAUGUGACGCUUUCCUUGCUCUUAAACAGACAUCUCGGAGAUGUACGUGUGCCAUCUUGGCAUGUCAAAAAGAAAAUUCGCAUUUGGAUUAGUGGUCGACUGAUAACUACCUAGAGAGAGCAAGGUGGCAGAAGGCCGUUAAAAUGCAUAUCACAUUUAUUACUUUAGCAGAAAAGCAAAAAACAAUGUUUAUGUCAGAUUUGAAAUAAUCAAGUUAUUCUCUGCUUUUGACAUAGAACAGUAAAGAGGCAUCCACGCAACACUUGCGCACAUUGGAUAAGCCAGACUCAGUAAGACAACUGAUAGCUUAGUUUUUUUUUUUGUAUAAAAUAUAGCAAUACAUUACAAUUUAAUGAUAGCAAAUAAGAUGUAAUCAAACUUGCAAAAUUUACAUAAAUACAUAAUAUUUACUCAAAAUUCCAAAAAAAAUGGGUAGACUUUGGAACUGCCACUAGGUGGAAAGACCCUUUCAGUUAAUAAGCCUAUAGUGCACACUUAUUGACUGACGCCGCUUGAAAAUGGCAAAAUAUUGGUCAAUAGCGAGAGACCUAUAAAUUGUCCAUCACUAGAUUCAUGUCUCCUCCAAUGCCAGCCUGAAAAAUGAUAGAGAUGUCUCUUGACAAAGAAACUGUUUUAUCAUGUGAGGGGCAAACAGACCCCGCUUAUCAACAGCACUCUCUUUUUGUUUCUCGAAACAAUACCAGCAUACCCGGAAAGACCACAGUUACAAAUCUCAGCAAAAAAGAUAGUGAAGAGCCAAGAAAUGAGACAUCACAGGAGCCCCACGAUAAAAACACCACAACAGGUAACAGAGCAGUGAGUGAAAGUAGCGUGCUUGGGGCUGAAUCAUCUACAAAGACCCAGAAUGAUCCCCAACAGUCAAAACCCCAACAGCAGAGACUCAACAAACGGCGCAACACUAUGAGCGCUGGCUUCAAGCACCCUUGUUAUGGGAAGCGACGACGGCGUGCCAACUCAGAAAGCGAGUCCGUCCUGCCAACUAACUUCCUGCUGGGUGGGAACAUUUUUGACCCGCUCAACCUCAACAGCCUUCUGGAUGAAGAGGUUAACCGGGCCCUCAAUGCAGAGACACCCAAGUCGUCGCCAUUACCGGCCAAAAAUCGAGAUCCUGUAGAGAUCCUGAUACCGAGAGAUAUCACAGACCCCCUCAAUCUCAAUUGUCCUAGCACAGGAGGCCGCAAUCGGCUGGUGUCCCCCUUGAAAAAUGGUGGAGGCAAGCGAAGACAUCGGAACAAGCACCAUGGAGCAGGUUCAGGAGGAGGUGGAAUGGUCACACAAUCUGAUUUACCUGAGUCUAAAGGUUGUACAGAAGAUCAGACUGGAACCACAUCACAUUUGAAGUCAGGCAGUGUGGUGGACAGCCUUGUCCCUGAAUCCCUGAAAGAGGACCAUACGCUAUUGAACUCCACUCUUGAGGCUCAGUGUUCAAAAAAACCCAAUUUAACUACAAAUGGUGGUGAACUGAAGGAAAAAAGUGGAUGUGUUCCACCCACCAAUGACAAUUCUACGGCACCACCAUCCGCAAACCUCACCAACCCUUCAUCAAGCAGGCAGCGCAAACGUAAGCGGGCUAUGGGGAGAUUGGAGGACGGCAGUGGUUCAAAUGGGCCGAGACACUGGGCUCCAAGAUCCGGGGGGCUUUCUCAGCCCUUUUACUCCCCAGGGCUGGGCCCUCGUACAGGUGGUACGGACAGGCCUCAACAGCAUCUAAACCAUUGGAGGUCGCAGAACAAUGACAACCAGCACCAACAACAGCAGAAAAAGAAGUUUCAGUUCGGCAACUAUAACAAAUACUAUGGUUAUCGGAACCCAGGGCUGAAUGAAGAUCCUCGUAUCUGUGUUUUGAAACCAGAGUGGUUUCAAGGAAAGGUCGUGUUGGAUAUGGGCUGCAACACUGGCCACCUGACGUUGUCCAUUGCCAAGAACUGGCGACCGGCACGGAUUGUGGGCCUGGAUAUCGAUGGAGCCCUGAUACAUGCUGCCCGACAGAACAUACGCCACUACCUCUCUGAACUCCACACACAACAGGCCCGAUGUUUUGGGGAAAAUGGAGAACAGGAUAGAGUAGAGUACAGGAAAUGGGAUGAUUUACCAGAAGAAAAAAAACAGAGAAAGGAGAAAGAUGGAGAAGAGUUUAGGGGAGAAAAAGAGGAGCAUUCUUCACUUGAAAACAAAAAGUGUUCAGAUGGAAAGAACAAAUACUUAGACAAAGGAGGGAUGGUAGUUGGUGGACUUGCAGAAAGAGAGAAGGGAUGGGAGGAGAAACGGAAUGAUGCAGAAAAUAAGUCCGCAGAGGCUGAUCAGGAAGGAGUGAGUGGGAAAAUAGAGGAUGGGGAAUGUGUUGGCCUCCCUGAUGGGAAGCAUUCAUUCCCUGUCUCACUCCGAAUCUCAAGAGGACCCAUAGCUGGCCCUCCUUUGUCUGAGACGAACACAAACAGCCUUCCUCCUGGAGAUUUCCCUGCCAAUGUCACCUUUGUCAAGGGGAACUAUGUGCUGGAAAGUGAUGCGCUGCUGCAAAUGCAAAGGGAAGAGUAUGACGUGAUCCUGUGUUUGAGUGUGACAAAAUGGGUCCACUUGAACUGGGGUGAUGAGGGACUCAAACGGCUCUUCCAAAGGGUUUACAGGCACCUGCGGCCAGGAGGACUCUUCAUACUGGAGCCUCAGCCCUGGAACUCCUACAGCAAGAGAAAGAAACUCACUGAUGCCAUCUAUAAGAAUUAUCAUAGCAUCUGCUUCAAACCAGAGCAGUUUUCCUCCUACCUGACUACAGAAGUGGGCUUCUCGAGUUAUGAGCUCAUCGGAACUCCACAGAAUUUAUCUAGAGGUUUUCAGAGACCAAUCUACCUUUUUCACAAAGGACCCUCGCCUCAAAAGUGACACCACCAGUUAGGACCGCCAGAUUAAAUGAGAAACUGCAAUGCUUGGACAUUGAAAACAACCAGCAUUCGAAGCCACUGGAACUUUUUGAGAAUUUUUAAUAUUUCUUGAAAAUUGAAAUAAGACUAGGACUGAAUUUGACACUUUCAAUAUUUUGAACUCUUACAUGAAAUCUCAUUGGUGCUGAAAAAGAUAACAUUUCUUCCCCCUGCCAUUAAAAAUAAAGGUAAACCUCUAUCAUGAUAUUCUUGAAAACUGAAAACUACAAAUACAGACCAGAGUUUUUCUGCUGUCCCAAAGAGCUGAUGUUACUGGUAUCUCUCAUAAAGAACAGACUCUUGGAGAACCACAUAGUUAAAUCAAAUCGAAUAGAAUCAGAUCAGAUCCCAUCAAGUAAAUUCUAAGAUCCUCGUAAAUGCAAGCUGUUUUUCAUUUGCAAUGAAAAUGUGGACUUAUGAACAUUUGUCCACAUUUGAAUUCUUGAGCAACUCUGCCCUCCUGUGUAGCACACAACUGAUAUGUAAACACCUAGGAUUUAAAAUGUUUGGAGGUUAUGUUUUAAGGAAUAUAUAUUUUUAUUUUUUGUUUCAAAAGGAAAUAUUAGAAUGUUCAUUCGAAACUCUGGUUUCUGUGCUUUUGUUGUUAUUGCACUGUCAUCUUUCAUCUUAAGUUUAAAACAAAGUAUUGCUAUUAACAUAAAUAGGAAGUUCCUUUUUCCAUAUGAGCUGUUGAAAGCUUAUGACAGUUUUAGCAUCUGUUUAGCAACCAGACUAAGUCUAAUAUGGUUUGCUGGUUGCCCAGUUUGACCAAGCUGGUUAAGCUGGUCUGUUUUGAUGGUUUUAGAUGGAUUUGGGGUACUUGACAGCUGGUCAGGCUGGGAGACCAGAAAACCACCAUAACUUGGUUUAAAUUGAUAUUUUCAGCAGGGUUAUGGGCACUACUUUUAGUAGCAAACUGUUUAAUGCCAAUAACUCUCCAUAAGCUGUAUUUCCUGGUCUAACAGGACCACAAUUUCAGUCCUUGGGAUUUUUGAUACUGCUGGUUUGUUAUGAAAAAGUGAGGUUUAUCUCAAUCUGAUGUAUCCAGUAGGUAGUCAGGCAGAUAUCAGAAGGAUGUGAUUCCUUUUUGAUGUGGUGCAUCAUAGAGAAUGAACCUAAAACAUUUUUUAUAUAAACUUGUUCUGAUUCACCAACUAUUGAAGUUUAUCAAAAAAGAGGUACAUUUUGUGAAUUGUUUGUUCACAGUUCAUGUCACCACAGAGGUACGACACUUUACUGUUGUUUUAUUCCAAUUGAAAGGUUUGCACUAAAAAAGAAGGGCCAAAUUGGUGUCCCAUAUUUAUAUUUUAUGUGCAAAUGUAAAGUUGGUGUAUCUCUGAAAAGGGUCCUUUUUCAUUCAAGGGACUAAUUCAAAGCAUUUGCUAAAUAAACUGCAAAAUAACAUGGAA
Molecule: messenger RNA, 5035 nt
Organism: Myxocyprinus asiaticus (Chinese sucker)
Lineage: Eukaryota; Metazoa; Chordata; Actinopteri; Cypriniformes; Catostomidae
Product: 7SK snRNA methylphosphate capping enzyme-like
Exons: 5
Coding region: 1291-3588 (765 amino acids)
Biological process (GO): snRNA modification
Molecular function (GO): RNA methyltransferase activity; O-methyltransferase activity; snRNA binding
Source: RefSeq, a predicted model, not a curated record